Molecule: messenger RNA, 3538 nt
Organism: Motacilla alba alba
Lineage: Eukaryota; Metazoa; Chordata; Aves; Passeriformes; Motacillidae
Product: protein-glutamine gamma-glutamyltransferase 6-like
Exons: 12
Biological process (GO): peptide cross-linking
Molecular function (GO): protein-glutamine gamma-glutamyltransferase activity
Source: RefSeq, a predicted model, not a curated record
AUGCCAGUUGCUUCUUCAUGACUUUUCUUGUGUUUUAUAGACCUGACCCCGACACACAUCAGCUGGCAGCCAUCAGUGAACGCAGCCAACCACCACACUGACAGAUAUGCCAACACCGAGCUGACUGUGAGGCGAGGACAAGCCUUCAAUAUCACCCUGUACUUCAACAGACCGAGGCAGAAUGGGGAGAGCCUGGGAUUUGUCACUGAAAUAGGGCCAUCCCCCUCGGAGUCUCAUCGCACAAGGGCAGCAUUCGGCCUCUCUGAGGCGGGGGGCAGUGGCUGGAGUGCUGCCCAAGGACCCAGUGACUCUGCAGCCAUGAACUUCACCAUUUCCAGCCCAGCCAACGCCGUCAUCGGGCGAUACAACCUCACCCUCCGCGUCACCGCAGGCAACAAGAUCUUCUCCAGAUACCUGGGCCAGUUUGUGUUACUCUUCAACCCCUGGUGCCCAGGAGAUGAUGUCUACAUGUCCAAUGAAAACGAGAGACAAGAAUAUGUUCUAAAUGAAAAUGGAAUAAUCUUUGUGGGCAAUGCAAGGUACAUUGAAGCAAGAGGGUGGUAUUAUGGACAGUUUCAAGACCUCCUAAACAUCUGUCUCACCAUGCUUGAUCUGAGCCUGUACUACCGUCAGGACCCAGCCAUGGAUGUGUCCCGGAGAGGAGAUCCCAAAUAUGUGGGCCGAGUCAUCAGUUCUAUGAUCAAUGGAAAUGAUAACGACAAUGGAGUUCUCCUGGGGAAGUGGCAGGGAAGUUUCCACUCGCAUGAGAACCCCUCCAGAUGGGAUGGCAGCGUGGUGAUCCUCAAGAAGUGGCGCCAGGACAACUACAGACCAGUUCAGUAUGGCCAGUGCUGGGUUUUUGCAGGUGUCAUGUGCACAGUUUUGAGGUGCUUGGGGAUUCCAACUCGUUUGGUUUCAAAUUUUAACUCUGCCCAUGACGUGGAUAGAAACCUGAGUAUCGAUAAGUACUAUGACAGCUCUGGAAGGAGUCUUAAUAUCAGCAAGGAUUCCACAUGGGAUUAUCAUGUCUGGAAUGAAAGCUGGUUCAUUCGCCCAGACCUGGGAAGGGCAUACAAUGGGUGGCAGGUUUUAGAUGCAACGCCACAAGAACAAAGCAGAGGCAUUUUUCAGUGUGGCCCUGCAUCUGUCUUAGCCAUCAAAGAAGGUGAAGUAAACCUGGAUUACGACACCUUGUUUGUGUACUCAGAGGUGAACGCCGACUGCAACAGAUGGAUUGUGUACAACGAUGGGAGCAAGAAAAGAGUUUAUUGUGAUACUGAAAUCAUCGGCAGGUCUAUCAGCACCAAAGCUGUGGGCAGCAAUGGCCGUGUGGAUAUCACUGCUAACUACAAAUAUCCAGAAGGUUCUUCUGAGGAAAGACGAGUCUAUAGAAAGGCCUUGGGUAAGAUAUUGGGAAUAAGUGUCACAGAAGGACACACAGACUCUCCUGGGGGAAGAUCUUCAGAGACAAUGAGGAACCCUGGCAUCGCUGGGAAAUUCAAGCUGGCUGAACCUCCAGUUUUUGGCAAAGACAUUAACCUGGUCCUGGUCCUCAACAACCUCUCCUCCGACCGCAAGAGCAUCAGGGUGGACAUGAGUGCCUCCACCAUCCUGUACACAAGGAGAGCAGUGGCAGAGAUCCUGAAGGCAGCCACUUCUGUGGAGCUUGGUCCUAAACAAGGGAAGCAUAUCCGGGUAAAGAUCCCUUACACCCAUUAUGGAAAAUAUCUGACCACUGACAAAAGGAUCCAAGUUACUGCUUUGUGUGAAGUCAUGCGCUCGCACGGGCUGAAGCUGCUGGUGGAGAAGACAAUCAUUUUAGAGGACACAAACAUCAUCAUUAAGGUGCCCCGGAGGGUUGUGGUGAACAGAGCUGUGUCCCUGGAGAUCUCCUACGCCAACCCCCUGCCCGAGCCCGUGAGCCGCUGCGUGCUGCUGGUCACUCUGAUGAACCAACAGGUCAAGAUCAAUUUGGCACGACUGGCACCGAGGGAGAGAUCAAAAAUUUAUUUUGAGUUCACACCUCGGAGGGCUGGGCCCUUACAGCUGCAAGUAGACUUCUCUUGUGACAAAUUUUCACACGUUAAGGGAUUUGUAACACUUGCAGUAGCCCCUGCAUAAUGUGAUGGAAUGAACCUUCCAUUUCAGCAUUAACCCAGCAAGACACUCUCCUCUGUAUAGGGACAGUGGUGACAGAAAGGAACUUUGCACAAAAAUUGAUGACCUCUUACAUUGCAAUAGAAUCAAGUCUGCUUUCAUGGUGCUUAACUCUUUAGUCUCUAAUUGUAUUUCUCUUCCCUCCCACCUCCUGACAAAAGAAAAAAAUUAAGCCCUUUCUUUGUAGAAAUAGUUUCACCAUUUUCAAAUCUCAUUCUGUUAAGCUCCCAGUUUUACUUUUCCCUCAAAUAAUUAAUACAAUCUCCUUUUGACCACAUUCUAAUUGUCAGCAAUAAAUAAAAAUCCUUCUCACCUGUAUUGUUUUGUAAUGAUUUAUACAUUCUGUGGGGGCAUUACAAGAAAUCACAAGACUGAGGAAAAGGGAUUUUUUUCUUCAUUUCACAAGCCACUAACCUAGAAGAGUGGAACAUUUCCCCCAUUGUUCACCUAAUAUCUAAUAUGUCUUUUUGACACCUAUAGUUCCAUGAAUGGGGAGGAAAAAAGCCUAGGGAGGAUGGGAAAAGUGAGGCUUGGCAGUACUUGUGUAGCCUGUGGGCACAGGCCUGUCACAGAGUGGAGAACACAUGUACAUAUUCAAAACAGUAACUUAAUUCUUAUGCAGCCUGACAGAGUCCCGGGCUCCACAAAGCACGGGGAGGGUUUUGCAAUAGCGUGGCAGCCCAGCAACACAGGGUGAGUAACUCCUCUUGCCCACCAGUGUAAGGUCACUGAGGACAAGGAACACAUCUGGCUCCAAACCUUCCCCGUGUAGCUCACUCAGGGGCAGCACUGACCCCACACUUGUCAGUGUCUGCAGACAGAAGCCUCUUUUGUGGGUUCCCAAUCCCAGCAUCUCCAGGUAUCAGGUCUCCCUGAAAGCCACCUUUAAGUGGCUGUAAGGGUUCCCUGCUCCUGCAGCCUCUCCAGGGCUGCCGGGACAGGUAAGGACUGACCAGGUGCAGGAGCUGCCAGGUCACCCUGAGAGCAGGAUGUGGGGCAAUCGUGGUGUGCAAACAACUCUGCCAAGCCUGAAGAUUCUUAUUUGCUGAGUGACUUACAAAAAGUUUAAAUCAGAAUUUAUAAGCUGGAAGAGAGCUGUUGGGAGUUAUGGGCAUGGGCAUUUUUGUCUGACAGUUCAGAGUUUGAAGUUUCAGAGUCUGAGGGAUCCAGAUAUAAUCACAGAUUUUUACAGAAAAAAAAAAAACACACAAGAAACCAUAAAAAGCCCCUGUAGAUUCUCUUUUUUAAAAAUGCAUUUUAACUGCAGGCAAUUAAUUCGCCUUUUUGGUUCCUGGCAAUCUUGAUAUGAAAGUGGAAACAAAACAGAAAACAGAAAUGAAAAAAAGACACAAGGCAAAAUGUAGAGGUGAGGAAAAUAAGA